Molecule: messenger RNA, 6367 nt
Organism: Apodemus sylvaticus (European woodmouse)
Lineage: Eukaryota; Metazoa; Chordata; Mammalia; Rodentia; Muridae
Gene: Slx4
Product: SLX4 structure-specific endonuclease subunit
Exons: 15
Coding region: 517-5694 (1725 amino acids)
Biological process (GO): interstrand cross-link repair; resolution of meiotic recombination intermediates; DNA replication
Cellular component (GO): nucleus; Slx1-Slx4 complex
Molecular function (GO): enzyme binding; DNA binding
Source: RefSeq, a predicted model, not a curated record
CCCAUGGAAUCACCCAUAAAGUGAUUCUCUUCCGUGGGUCACCCAUAAGGGUAGGCGGGAGGGUCCACCCCGCCCGAAUCCAUUCAUUCCCUUGACGCCUGCUAGGACGCCUGCAAGAUACAAAAUUAGAUGAACCUAUGCCUUUUAUCACUGUGGAGAUCUUGGAGAAUCACCUGAUCACAGAGUUCACAUGUGUUCUGUCUCAGAGGCAGCUGUUGGACAACAAAAUGUUCUCUCACUUGAGAACAUUAACAGAGGGAAGUUUUUAAACAAGUUGUUUAACUACGGGUCCAUAUUGAAGAAAGAUAUAAAAAUCAUUAUGGAGAGGAGAACAGUACUUUGUUUACAGUUGUGCAAAGUCUCCAAGUAAAUCAGAGAGAAGAGGAGCUGUAGUGAGUCCAGAGGUGUGGGAAGGCCUGAGUGGGUCCACACACGAGUUCCUCAUCUGUGGACAUGCUUCCAGACCAGUCCUCACUCCCCUAAAGACAAACCUGACACCUUAAAACAGGCCAAGUGAUGGAGGAGUCAGAUGAUGAUUUCAAAGAACUCUGUGCCAGCUUUUUCCAAAGGGUGAAAAAAAAUGCUACCAAAGAAGCAUCAGGAGAGAGGAUGAGGCGGAAGGCCUCCGGGCACGCUCAGAACAGAGGCAAACGGAAAGAAGCCAGCCAAGUCGCCAGGAGCAAAGCCCUUCAAGGCCCGUCAGAGAAGAAGCCUCGAUUAGGCAGGACUAAAAAGCAAGGGGCACCCAGAUCUCAAGAAGGGGACCCAGCUCUCCCUGUGAAUGGAAAGGGAGAUGUUCUCGCUCCUAUCCCAGAUCAGCCUGUGUUGUGUGAAAGAGCACAGAGCAUUCACACAGAGAGUGCUCCCAAUGGCGACUCCCAGCCCCUUCCGUCCUGUUUCACGACGACUGGUGUGCCAAGUCCCUUCAAGCCCAGAGCCUCAGAGCUUGUUCUGCAACGGAUGAAGCAGUUCAAGAGGGCAGACCCUGAGCGCUUGAGACAUGCCUCAGAAGAAUCAUCCCUGAAGACCGCACUGGGAGAAAAUGUCCCAAGGAGCCCUCAGGAGGAGAUAGUGGUAGAAAACGAGUAUAAGCUUCAUGCCGCAGACAGCGAUGCUGCAGUGGCCCUGGCCUUACAGCAGGAGUUUAGAAGGGAGGAAGCAUCCUCACACCAUGACAGCCUGGAAGAGAAGGGGUUAUUCUUCUGUCAGAUGUGCCAGAAAAACCUCUCAGCAAUGAACGUGACCCGGAGGGAGCAACAUGUGAACAGAUGUCUAGAUGAGGCAGAGAAGGCACAGAAACCUGCUCCUCCUCAGGUCCCUGACUGCCCGAUAUGUGGUAAACCGUUCCUCAGCAGCAAGAGCCGCAUCAGUCACUUGAAGCAGUGUGCAGUGAGGAUGGAAGUCGGGCCACAGUCCCUGCUUCAGGCUGUGAGGCUGCAGACAGCUCAGCCAGAGGCUGGCGGCAGCCCUCAGGUACCCAGUUUCAGCAACCGUGUUGGAGGUUUGAAACGGAAAGGAGCCGCCAAGAGGGAGCCACAGAGGAGACGGAAAGCCAGUGAGCCUGAGGCUCCGUCUGAGGAUCUGCUGGUGGCCAUGGCUCUGUCUCGCUCUGAGAUGGAGCACUGUCCAGUUGUACCCCCACUCAGACUGGAAAAUGCUUUUUCCGAGAAGAUAAGGCUAGGAGCAGAGAAGAAAAGUCGCAAGAAGAGACCCCCGGUGUGUCCCCCACAGUUGGUAACCCAAGACUCUGAGACCACAAGUAGACAGAUCGAGGAUCGUGUUGCCCAGCUCCUGUCAGAGGAAAUAGAACUGUCUUGCACCCCGCCACUUCUUGCCAGCAGGAUUUUUAAGGAGGAAUUGGAACAUGCAGGCUGGCGCGCGCAGCUGCCUGAAGGGAAGCGGAAUUUUCUGUGGGAGCUCAGCGCCCUCACAGGAGCCUGGGCUAAGGAGUCCUUCUACGCAGAGGGCCUGUUUCCUCCAGUUGUGUCCCAGGGCCCUACCAAGGAACCCGAGCCACCACUGGAGCUGCCCAGGCAGCGAGAGCCACCUGCUUCCCAGAGCAGCCUUCCUGUGAGCCACAGCCCCAAGAACCAGCUGCUGUCGUCCAGCCAGAGGGAGCGUCAAGCCCUUCAGGACCUUGUGGACUUGGCAGCCGAGGGGCUGAGCUCUAGCCCACGGCUCAGCAGUCUGGGCGUACCCACAGGCUUGGACUUGGUACCUAGCAGCCUUCCGCUGACAGGGUUUGUUCCGCCAUGUGAGAAGACCCUUAAGGAGGAUGACGGUGCCUCACUCUCUCUUGGGUUAUUGGUGACAGACUUUGGGGCCAUGGUCAAUAAUCCACACCUGAGUGAUGUCCAGUUGCAGCUUGACAGCGGAGAGGUGCUCUAUGCCCACAAGUUUGUUCUUUAUGCUCGCUGCCCCCUUCUUAUUCAGUGUGUAAAUACUGAAGGCUUCUGUGCUGUUGAGGAUGGGGAUCUGACCCAACGCGUCCUGCUGAGUGACGUGAGCUCUGAGGCUGCCCUCGCAUUUCUGAACUACCUCUACAUGGCGAACGCUGACAUGCCUCCCAGCCUGGUUCCUGCUCUGCGUUCCCUGGCCCUGAGGUUUGCUGUGAGCGACCUUGUUCGGCUGUGCGAACAGGUGCCUGCUGUGGUGGACUUAGAGGGAGAGCAGCCAGAGGACAGUGAGGAUUGCAAAAGCAGAGCUGAGACUUUCCAGGAACUCCUGAGGACAGUGUGGGAAGAUGAAGAGGAGGAAGCGGAGACUCUGCUGAAACCCGAGGUCUGUGAAGAAGACAGAGAAAAGAUGAAUGAAGCAGAAAUGGAAGAGAUCUAUGACUUUGCAGCUACACAGAGGAAGCUCCUCCAGGCAGAAAGAGCAGCACACACAGUUGGGAGCACUAACCAGCGUGGGGAGGACAGUCCAGGUUCUGAGCCUUCCCUGGCAGGGCUCCACAGGAGCAGACAGCUAGAAACUACAGAGCAAAUGGAGUGGUCUGAGUUAGAAAAAGAAGAGGCACUAGCUAGCUGGGAACAGGAAGGAAAGUCCGCUCGUCUACAGGACCAGUGCCCAGACUGGGCAGGGGAAGCAGAGGCCCAGGAUGCACUGGGGGAGGCACUUGACCACCCCAGCUUUCGCAGCCCUUCUGACAGCUGCCAAGGGAGGGGGAAAGAAUGCUUGCCUUUGCGCUCAAACAAGGCCCCUGACUACAAACAGCUCCUCCCAUCAAAUCCAAGAGCGUCAUCUGAACUGUCACAAAUAACAGUUGAUCAUGAAGAGCAGAAUGACUGUGUCGGAGAGAGGCAGGCAGACAUGGCCCAGGCACCUUCUCCACACCCCUGCGGCCUUCUGUCACAGUCUUCUGAGGGUGGAAGUCCCAGCCAGUCAUGGCUUCACCUAUACCACACAAGCAGAUUGUCUCCCUCAGUGUCCCAGUCACACGAUGGCAUUUCCAAGGUGGCGCCCCCAAGCUCACUGUCUCCAGUUACACCAGCUAAGCAGAGGGACAGUAACCGUCUCGCCUUACGGAAAGAAGCCGGCCACCACAGAGACACACAGAGUAGCCCUGUAGUGGGGCGCAGACAUAGGGGUGUCCUGAUCUCCCCAGCAAAGUCUCCACCCAUUGACCUGACACAGUCGGUUCCUGAGCCGCUGAGCCCCAGGGCCCAGGAUCCUCUGCAUCCCCUGAAGACAGAGGGUGAAGUCAUCCUGUUACUGGAUUCAGAUGAGGAGCAGGAGCUGGCGCACACCAAGACAGAGUCAGUUUCUAAAGAUUCCCCAGAAGGAAGGAACCUUCCAGAAGUUAGCCCCAGGUCCGCUGAACUGUUUUCAGUUAUUGAUGUUGAAGAAGAUCACGAACAUUUCCAAAGCCCACUGAAGAGAGAGACUGGGCUACAGCGGGGAGAGGAGGGACAGCUGGGAAACCAGUCUGUGCUGGGCCGCAGAGACAUUCCCUGGCUGUUCUGCAGCCAGAAAAACAGCCUGGAUGAGGACAGCACAACAGAUACUUCUUGGCUGGUGCCUGCCACUCCAGGGGUUAGCAAGAGUCGCGAUUGUUCAUCACAGACCCAGAUCAAAAGCCUUAAGACCAGGACUCCGUCCGACGAGACUGCUCAGCAGACAGCCAGGCCUGACUUAGAACGCAGGUCUGUGCUGGAACCAGCCCAGCAGUUCUCCGUGAUCAUGCCACACACACAGCCUAUUACUCUAGGAGCCUCUGACAGUGGAAGACAGGCCUACAGAAGCCCUUCCCUUCCCUACGCCAGGCCCCACAGACUCUCUUCUUCACAGCCAUUAUGUCCUGGCCCUGAUUUUACCAGGUGGUCCCAGAUAUCCUCCUCACCUAGACCAUGCCUGCCAAAUCCACCUGCAGCCGAUGAAGUGGUAGAAGUUGGGGACAGUGAUGAUGAGCAGGAGGUGGCUUCCCAUCAAGGAAACAGCAGCCCUGUGCUAGAUGGUGACCCCCCAGGUCCCAUGGGUGACUACUGUUGGCAUGAGCCUCUCUCACCAAUUCCAAUUGACCACUUGAAUCUGGAGCGGACUGGCCCCCUGACAACAAGCAGUCCCAGCAGUCAGGUCCAGGAGGCUCCGCACAGUGAUGACUGCCACUCCCCAGGACUUGGCACCACCCCCAUCCGAGGAAGCUAUGGUGCUCUGAGAGAGUCUCAAGAGCAGUCCUCACAGGCUGGCUCUCCAGAGAGAAGCAAACUGAGUGUCCUUAGCCAAGCUCUCUGGGACGACUGGGACGAGGAGGAAGGACACUCUCCAGAGUCUCCACCUGUGGCCCAAAUGCUGAGUGGCAGGACUCGGAAGCCAGACAGGCCAGAGACACCAAAAGGUGCUGACCAGAAAAGGAACUUGCCCCCCAAAGUGCCUAUAACUCCAAUGCCAAGGUACUCGAUCAUGGAGACCCCGGUGCUGAAGAAAGAACUGGACAGGUUUGGAGUCCGUGCUCUGCCCAAACGCCAGAUGGUUCUAAAACUGAAGGAGAUUUUCCAGUACACUCACCAGACUCUGCAGUCAGACUCUGAGGAUGAGGUCCAGUCCUCCCAGAUACCCCCAGAGGUUCCUUGCAGCCAGGCUGAGACCUGCAGUCCUGCAAGGUCAGGAAGUUACACCCAGCUCAAGGCCCCUGCGGGUCGUGGGACUCAAAGAUCCAAGGGCCCUAAUAAAGGCAAGAGCCUUCAACACCGGGAGAAGCAGCCCAGGGAAAGUAUCUCCCACCCAAGCACCGCGCCAGCUGGGGGCCCAGCAUGCCCUGCUGGCGACAUCCAGCUCCCAGCCUCCCAGGGACCCAUGGCUGCCUCUGUGGAUGGCACUGACAACUCCUUUAGCUCUCAGAGCUCCUCUGGUGAGUUUGGAGCUGCCUUUGAGUCUGCAGGUGAAGACGAGACUGAGGACGAUGGGCUCACGGCAUCACAGGUGGCAAUGCAGGCUGCAGACAUAGAGGCGGCCGUGAGGCGCUACAUCUGCUCCAAGCCCGCCUUGCACAGGAAGGUCCUGAUGUACCAGCCUCUGGAACUGGCUGAGUUGCAGGCGGAGCUGAAGCAGAAUGGCAUCCCUGUGGCCAUGGGCAAGCUGCUGGACAUCCUGGACGCUCAGUGUGUCACCUUCACGACUGCCGCGGCCCGGAAGGAGAAGCUCAAACAGAAGAGACGGCAGACCUCAGGCCGAAAGAAAAGGGAUCAGAAAUGAUGGCCUCCCCUCCCCCACCCCUUGGUCUGCCUGAGCAGCUAGUGCAAGCCAGACACCCACAGUGUGUCGCAGGACAUGGGUCUGAGCCUGAGAAGGACUAGAGCCCAGCGUACUCUCCUGCACCCAGCUCUGUGUCCCCCUCCCCCCAAUCAGUGCCAGUUUCCCCCCUUUGGCCCAACCGAGGUCCCCAUCCUGUGUGUUCCUGAAAAGCAGUGGGCCACACCAGCGGCCAGAGCAAGACUUCUUCACUUGCCUUUCUGUGUCCAGCACACCCAAGCACAGCUGCCCUAUUGUAUAUUCUGGGAUGGACAUUGGGUCCAGCCUGCCUUCUCCGUAUUGAAACCAGCCCAACUGCCAUGGCAGACCAGACGCCAACGGGUGGCCUGCACCAUUGUCAUAGGUGCUUCUCCGUCCUGUGCCUGCCCAGAUCCUUGUCACCGUCACCAGCAUUCUUCAAGUAGGGCUGAGCACAGCCGUGAGGACCCCAGAGUGAGCUGUGUGUGGGCUCCACCCAUUUGUGUUAAGCCUUCUUGACCAGUGUGGACUCUGGGACCAGAAAAAACCAGAAGUUUGGGUUUCCACAGCUUGUGAAUGUCUUUGUGUGUUUUGAAUACAGUGAAGUUGUUUUAUAUAAUGUGCAAUAAAGACAAAGAAGGCUUUAUUUAAAAAUAAA